GAAGCGCCGUCGCAUGUCACGUGACUCUCUCCCAAACCAGGAAGUGCUGUGUCCCACUGUCUCUUCAAAACAAAUCGAAGUGUCUCGUGUUGAAAACGUUUAAAAAACGGAAACAUUCGCUGUCCUCACCUGAAGUCACGCUCGUCUUGAAAUGGAGGAGACAUUAUUCCAGAUGAAGUUCUCUGCCAAGCAGCUCGAGCGUCUGGCCAAAAAGGCGGAGAAGGAGUCUGAAAAAGAGCAGGCCAAAGUCAAGAAGGCUUUGCAGCAGAAGAAUGUGGACUGUGCCAGAGUCUAUGCUGAGAACGCCAUCCGGAAAAAGAACGAAGGUCUCAACUGCCUGCGUAUGGCGUCGCGACUGGACGCCGUGGCCUCCAAGGUCCAGACGGCCGUCACCAUGAAGGGAGUGACCAAGAGCAUGGGUCAGGUGACCAAGGCCCUGGACAAAGCUCUGAACUCCAUGGACCUCCAGAAGGUCUCAGCAGUCAUGGAUAAGUUUGAAAGUCAAGUGCAGAACCUAGACGUCCACACCUCGGUGAUGGAGGACUCCAUGAGCUCGGCCAUGACACUGACCACGCCUCAGGAGCAGGUCGACGACCUCAUCCAGCAGAUCGCCGAGCAGAACGGCCUGGAGGUGAUGGACCAGCUCAGCCAGCUGCCGGCCGGAGCUUCGUCACUGGGUCCGGAGAGUUCACGCAACCAGGAGAAGGAGGACCAGCUGUCCCGACGGUUGGCUGCUCUAAGGCACUGAGGCAGCGACGGCAUCAAACACAGCUGGGAGAUGAGAGUGUGUGUGUGUGUGUGUGUGUGUGUGUGAGGACUUAAUGAGGCUGUUGAUUACUGCUCUAUAAAUAUAAUAAUAUACACACACACACACACACACACACACUAGGCUACAAAUAGCACCUGAGAAGACAGGAAUCUCUCUCUGUUCUCUUCUCUUCUAUUGAUCGCUCUCUAUCUCCUGCUUUUAACCCCUCUGUGACCGUCCUGUCGUCAUCGUGGGAACGAGCGUCCAAUCACAGUCGAGAUCCACUGUCUGUGACGUCAGCUUCUCAGUACUGUGAUUCCUGAACUGUUUUAAAAUUGACAGAUAAGGAACGUCAACGUUAUCUCUGGAAAAAAGGAGCAGAAAAACUCACUCACUGAACAUUUGUAACAGAAAUAAAAUCUACACAAGUCCUCAUGAAGGUCAUGAGAGGGUUAAAGUCAUGUUUCCCUUCUUUUUUGCAACGUUAUCGACGCUCUGGAUGUUUGUCACGACGCUCUGGACGCUUGUUUGUCACGGCGCUCUGGACGUUCGUUUGUUGCGACGCUCUGGACGCUCGUUUUUUGCGACACUCUGAACUCUAGUUUGUUACGACGCUCUGGACGUUUGUUUGUCACGCCGCUCUGGACGCUCGUUUGUCGCGACGGUCUGGACGCUCGUUUGUUGCGACGCUCUGGACGCUCGUUUUUUGCGACACUCUGAACUCUAGUUUGUUACGACGCUCUGGACGUUUGUUUGUCGCGACGGUCUGGACGCUCGUUUGUCGCAACGCUCUGGACGCUCGUUUGUCGUGACGCUCUGGACGCUAGUUUGUUGCGACGCUCUGGAUGCUCGUUUGUUGCGACACUCUGGACGUUUGUCGCGAUGCUCUGCACAUUUGUUUGUUGCCACGCUCUGGACGCUCGUUUGUCGCGACGCUCUGGACGCUCGUUUGUCGCGACGCUCUGGACGCUCGUUUGUUGCGACGCUCUGGACGCUCGUUUGUCACAACGCUCUGGACGUUUGUUUUUUUUCGCGACGCUCUGGACGCUCGUUUGACGUGACGCUCUGGACACUCGUUUGUUGCGACGCUCUGGACGCUCGUUUGUCGCGACACUCUGGACGCUCGUUUGGCGCGGCGCUAUGGACGUUCGUUUGUUGCGCCGCUCUGAAUGCUCGUUUGUCACGACGCUCUGGACGUUCAUUGUUGCGAUGCUCUGGACGUUUGUCGCCACGCUCUGGGCGCUCGUUUGUUGCAACACUCUGGACGCUCGUUUGUCACGACGCUCUGGACGUUUUUUUUUCGCGACGCUCUGGACGCUCGUUUGUCGCGACGCUCUGGACGCUCGUUUGUCGCGACGCUCUGGACACUCGUUUGUUGCGACGCUCUGGACGCUCGUUUGUCGUGACGCUCUGGACACUCGUUUGUUGCGACACUCUGGACGCUUGUUUGUCGUGACUCUCUGGACGCUCGUUUGUCGUGACUCUCUGGGCGCUCGUUUGUCGCGGCGCUCUGGACGUUCGUUGGUCGCAACGCUCUGGACGCUCGUUUGUCACGACGCUCUGGACGCUCGUUUGUCGUGACGCUCUGGACGCUCGUUUGUCGUGACUCUCUGGACACUCGUUUGUUGCGGCGCUCUGGACGUUCGUUUGUCGUGACGCUCUGGACGCUCGUUUGUCGCGACACUCUGGACGUUCGUUUGUCACAAUGCUGCGAACUAUGAAUUAUGAUACUGAGAAGCUGACGGCACAUGAAUAUCAUGAUGUCAUAAGAAGGUUAAUUCCCAACUCCUACUCAUUUUACCCCUCCCUCAUCACUCCUGACUCCUCCCCUCAUUCUCUGAAUGUGUGGAAGCUGUGCAGUUAAUGCGCAUCACUGUUGCUACAGUUGCGCUUUAGUCCUUUUAAACAGGAUUAAAAAAAAGAAGAAAGAAAAGUAGUCAUGACAACAGACUUGUUGUUUUGGUAACCAAGCAACCAAACACAGAGGAUAAUCUGCUUCCUGUUUACACCUGAACAGUCAUGUGGCAGACGUUUGAAAUGUAGGACGUGAACUUGUGUCGACACGCUGCCUUUCCGGGGGGGCGGGGAAGGGGGGGGGACUUUUCCAGAAAUGUUUAAAAGAUGGAUUCUGUGGAGGAGGAGGAGUUAGUUUCAGGGGUUUUUUUUGUUAACAUGUCGCUAACAUGGUCCUGCGUCGCGUGUCUUUCAUCGUCUUCCUCUCCCUGGUUUUGUUUUUAACAUUUAGACUUUUUUGCUUUAAAUGCCUUAUUUUGGAAUGCAGGUGCUUCCUCCUCACCAGUGCCUCAGUGACGCGAGUUCAACUUUGAAACGUGAAACGUUGUCCGAUCUCUGGUUCUUCAUGUUUUCAGUGCAUCAGAACACUAAAUCCUCUCCCUCCGCACACUUACUCACACAGUCAUGUGUUUUUCAUGCUGUAGACGCUGGUUUGUGAUGUUUAGUGUGUUUGACUCCACAGGAAAACCACUCCCUCUUCUCUAUGAGGUCACUUCCUGUUCAAAGCUUUUUGUCACUCUCUGGAAACCCCCUCUUUUUGUGAAACACAGGGAGGGAUUAUUUAUAUGUGUGAAAAAUAAAGGUGAAGACAAUGA
Solea solea (common sole) is the source of this 3357-nucleotide messenger RNA. It is a transcript of the gene chmp1a, whose product is annotated as charged multivesicular body protein 1A. The record is from RefSeq and is a predicted model, not a curated record. Gene Ontology annotation, cellular component: multivesicular body; ESCRT III complex. The transcript has 7 exons. Lineage: Eukaryota; Metazoa; Chordata; Actinopteri; Pleuronectiformes; Soleidae. Bases 152 to 748 code for a protein of 198 amino acids. Gene Ontology annotation, biological process: endosome transport via multivesicular body sorting pathway; late endosome to vacuole transport; protein transport.